Messenger RNA from Morchella importuna, 576 nucleotides. RefSeq lists its product as uncharacterized. The transcript has 2 exons. The record is from RefSeq and is a predicted model, not a curated record. The coding region runs from base 1 to 576 and encodes 191 amino acids. NCBI's taxonomy places the organism in Eukaryota, Fungi, Ascomycota, Pezizomycetes, Pezizales, Morchellaceae.
AUGGUGCGCCCAGGAGCUCCAUUGGCCAUAGCCAAACAAGAACGCAAGUUUGAAUUCUUUCAGGCCAUCCUUGAGUGCCAGGUCGGGCAGCCAAGGAUUGAUUUCGAAAAGCUAGCUCAUAGACUGGGCUACAAGAAUGAACGCUGCGCCGCUGAUAGUUACUACCGCUUCUGUCGAGAGCAUUUGAAAAGGAUACACCCAGCCGCACCAGCAGUAAGAAGUGGAUCAGGUGUAGACGGAGUGCCGCCCAGGCCCAGAAGACCAUCAAACUGGAAACAAACGUAUGAUGUGAAUGGAGUACCUACUGAUGGCUUUCAAGACGAUGAGGAGGUGGACGUAGAGGAGGAGGAGGAGGAGGAGGAGGAGGAGGAAGCUGAAGGGGCAGGGGGAGGGAGGGUAAAACCAGAGGUUAAACAGGAGUUUCCGGUAUGGAAUCUGGAGUCGUUUCUUAGGUCUACGGAGGAGAUUGCUCGUGAAACAUCAGUGGUGGUGGUAAAGGAUGAGGAUGAGGAUCCGAAGGAGGUUGAUGGGGUGGUAGUGAAGAAGGAGACUGUGCCGGAAGUUUGGAAGUGGUGA